AUUUAAAGUAACAAAAUCGAGCAAACACAAAAAAAGCCAACAAUUUUUAUAGGAAAAGAAUAUCAUCAGUCAGUGUAAUAAAUAAAAAGAGUUAUUAAACUUACUAAAAUGAAGAAUACAGGCUACAAAGAUCAAGGAUAUUCUAAUUCUUUAAGUGGAACAGUAGCAGCUAAAAAGAAAGCUCCUUCAACAGGAGGAAAUUACAUAUCUAAUAUUCCUAACUUUCUGAAGGACUCCAAACAGCCAAAGACUCCAAUUACAUAAAUGCUUUACAAAAAUAUAAAUUUGAAUUUCUAGGAGUUAUAGUAAUCGCAGUAGCAAUAGAAUUAAAAUGUUGCAUCAAAGCCUAAAGUCAACAAUUUUAUUUCUCCAUAGUAAACUCCCACUACUUAUUAUAAUUUAUCUUAAUAGUAGUAGCAGUAUUAAUAGUAGUAGCAACAACAGUAACAGUAGUAAUAGUAGCAGUAAUCGAUUUCUUCUUAUCCUCAAACUGCUACUUUAUAACAAAAUGGAAUUUCUAAUAAUGGAAAUAGCACAGCUAACAGUAGUAACAAUAAUGCUUCGAUGUCUGCAAACAAUCAAUCUAGUAAUCAUCAUUAUAGUUAUUCUGCUUAUCAUUCUAGAAAGGCUUCUCAAAACUAUGAUGUUUCACCAUCUCAUUCAUCAUAAAAUUCAAAAUUGCUUAAGAGAAACUCUCAGCCUUCAAAUAAUAUAAUGUAGUUCUCUAGAUAAGAUUAAUAGGGAUAGCAGCAAGCAGGUUUCUAAUCUCCUAAAGGUUAGAUUAGCAUGCAAUAGAACUAAUAUUAGUAAUAAUAGCAAUAGGUUUCCAAUUAGCAUCCUAGGAGUAACAGCAUUGGGAUGUCAAACUUAAAUAAUCCUAAUAGCAAUAGCAACAAUAUGAUAAAUAAUAGCAACAAUAAUAAUUAGUAAUAUGUUUAUCAAAACAGUAACCAUAGAAAUAGCAGUAAUCCAAGUAUAAAUAUUAGCAAUAAUGUAAGCUCUAAUAAUGAAAGAAAUAGCAGCAAUGCUUUAAGCUAAAUAAAUACUAACACACCUUAAAGUCUAUCUUAAAAUAUAAAGCAAAACUAGUAUAAUAUCCCAACAGCCACAAUCAACUGUGCAAAUUUUGCUUCUUCCUCUUCUUCUACAACGGCAUCAGCACUUUCAAGUUAGAAUAACUUAAACAACUAAAACCUCUAUUCGAUUAUUGCUAACCAGCAAUAGCAGCCAUUGAAUAGCUUAAAUUAACAGGCUAUUAAAGAUACAACUUCAGGAGUAUCUAGUUAAGGAGAGUAAAAGUAAAAGUAAAUUUCAUUCAUAAAUUAUCUCCUUCUUAAGGAAGUUUAAAAUAGAAGCUAAAAGGAUGAAACUGUUUCAGCAAAGCAUUCCAGAUAACCAUCUACAAGUGGUGCAUCUAGCUCAAGUAAAAACUAAAUAAAUAACAGAAGCAACAGUAUGGUUUCAGGUAAUUAAAUAGGUGGAAGUAAUAACAAUAUAAGUAGUAAUAUUAGCAAUAUGCCUAACAUUCCAACUUGUGUUGUAAAUAUAAGUUCUAAUAACUAAAAUGUAAGCCCAAACAGCACUAGUUAGUUUACCUAAUAAAUAUAACAACAGCUUUAACUUUAGUAGCAGCUCUUAUUGCAGUAAUAAUAGUAAAUUUUAUAAUAAAAGCAGUAAUAACUAUCCUUAACUCCUUCACCUUCCCCUAGCAUGAACUAUACUAACAAUAUAUACAAAUCAGCUGCUUACUCGAGCAAUGCUUUAAAUAAUAGUGCCAUUAAUAAUAAUAGCAUUAAUACAACCCAAAAUAAUUAAAAUACCAAUAUCAAUGGAAAUUAAUAGUAACAACAACAAUAAUAACAAUAGUAAUUCUCUGAUGAGCCUCUAAUAAGUUCUAAAGAAGAGUUCUAUAUUAAUAAAAAUCAAUUUAAUUUCCAGUUUGUAAUAGGAAAAGGAGGUUUUGGUAAGGUUUGGAAGGUGGAACAAAGAAAAACCCGUCAGAUUUUUGCAAUGAAGGAGAUGUCUAAAUCGCUAAUUAUUACUAAAAAAUCAGUGAAUUCUGUUAUAAACGAAAGAAAUCUCUUAUGUACGCUCAAGCAUCCAUUCCUUGUCAAUAUGUUUUAUGCUUUUUAAGAUAGAGAUAAUUUAUUUUUAGUUAUGGACUUUAUGUCUGGUGGAGAUUUGAGAUUCCAUAUUGGAAAACAGAGAAGAUUUAAUGAAGAAUAAACUAGAUUUUUUGUGGCUUGCAUAUUUUUGGGUUUAGAAUAUCUGCAUAAAAACAAUAUAAUUCAUAGAGAUAUCAAACCAGAGAACCUAGUACUUGAUGAUGAUGGAUACGUUAGAAUAACAGAUUUGGGAAUUGCGAGAAAUUGGAAGCCUGACAAUUAAAAUGAUACCUCUGGAACACCAGGAUAUAUGGCACCUGAAGUAAUGUGUAGAUAACCACACACUUUUGCUGUUGACUAUUUUGCUUUAGGUGUUAUAGCUUUUGAAUUCAUGCUUGGAAGACGUCCUUAUCUUGGUAGAUCGAGACAAGAAAUAAGAAAUCAAAUAUUAGCAAGAAGAGUAUAAAUUAAAAAGAAUGAAAUUCCUGAUGGAUGGUCACUCGAAGCAGCAGAUUUUAUUAAUAAGCUUAUUGAAAGAAAACCUGCACAAAGACUGGGAAUUAACGGACCUGAUGAGGUUAAGAAUCAUCCUUGGUUGAGAAAUUUCCCAUGGAAAAAACUUUACAAUAAAGAGUUAUAAGCUCCAUUUUUGCCAUCAUAGGAAGAUAAUUUUGAUUUUAAGUAAUAAAUAUCUCUUGACGAUGAGCAAACAAAUGAAAUAAUUUAAUAAAAUGCAAUGUUAUUAAGGAAACCUUAAGUUUAAAGCUUAUUUAAUGGAUACAACUUUGAUAACACACUAUUUAAUCCUACUUUGGAAAUGACUUCAGAAAAUUCUACUUCAAAUAUUAAUCGCUCAACAAAUACAUCUAUCUCAAGUAAAAAGAUCAACUCAAAUAAUUAUCAAAAUAAUAAUUUAAAUCUUGGAGGAAAUUUAACACCAACCAUUAAUAACAAAAAUUAAGCUAUGCAAAGUGGUCUACAAGGAUUGAGUAGCACAAAUGUCAGUAGUCCUAACAAUUGCAGUGAAUAUAAUAUCUACCCUAAUUAAUAUAGCACUAAUUCUAAAAACUUCUAUUACAAGAAUUGA
Tetrahymena thermophila SB210 is the source of this 3192-nucleotide messenger RNA. Its product is annotated as Serine/Threonine kinase domain protein. The transcript has 11 exons. NCBI's taxonomy places the organism in Eukaryota, Ciliophora, Oligohymenophorea, Hymenostomatida, Tetrahymenidae. Gene Ontology annotation, molecular function: protein serine/threonine kinase activity; ATP binding. The record is from RefSeq and is a predicted model, not a curated record. Gene Ontology annotation, biological process: protein phosphorylation.